AUGAAAAUAGGGGUACAGGAAAUUGAAGAAGCUAUUAUUGACCGGCCGCUCCCAGUCCAUCGUUGCAGUGACACACUUAAGCGGCCCUAUCUGCAACUCGUCGCCGCGAAUCUCCACCCAUCGCUACCUAGGCUCCGACCACUGGGGCGAAUAUUGACCCUUGCCGAACCACCUUCAUUAGAUAGUGAACAGCUACGUUUAACGCCGAAGUAUGGCGAAGUUCUUUCAACACCAGUACGAAGUACUAUGUACGAAAAUGAAGCAUUAACAAGUGGCAAAACAAGUGAUAAUAAGUCUAGAACUGAAGCUUUAAAUGGAGACCCCGAUAUCAAUUUCAGCGACUUACCGCAAUACAAAAAAGUAAUGGAGAUGUUGCUCCGAGAUAUUCAACGGGGUAAUCAUCUGUUGCUAGUCGAUGAUCGGGGACUGGAAAAUAAGAAAAUCGUAGACAGACUGUUACAUCAAUUUGAAUCACCCUACAUUAUACACAAAGUUGCACCGCGACGCAACGGAACAGUCUUUGAUAGUACACCCAACUAUCAAAAAUGGAACAGUCAUUUACGAAGAUUCACAACUCGUUAA
This is a messenger RNA of Parnassius apollo (apollo), 582 nucleotides long. Lineage: Eukaryota; Metazoa; Arthropoda; Insecta; Lepidoptera; Papilionidae. The record is from the annotation of a GenBank genome assembly.